This is a messenger RNA of Paramuricea clavata, 7765 nucleotides long. Lineage: Eukaryota; Metazoa; Cnidaria; Anthozoa; Malacalcyonacea; Plexauridae. The record is from the annotation of a GenBank genome assembly.
UUUUAGAUGAGUAUUCUUCUAUUUGAGAACUAUCUGAUACCAGUCUUACAACGACUUACCUAUUUUAUUUUUAGUAAGUUACAUUCUUUGUUUGUUAUUUUCCAAUAAAAGUUCUGAAUUUUUCGUACAAAAUGUGUGCAUGGAUGACGUGUUGACUGAUUUAUCGCGUUCACAUUCGUGAAAAUUGAUCAAUGAUCUUUUAAAAUUGGUUACAAAGAUCACAUGAUCUAGUCUGGGCUAGUCACUGACGCUGAUGGACUAGUCACUGACGCUGAGUGUUCACUACCACUGUUCACAUGAACAGCUUGUUUUGCCGUGUAUAUAAGAGACCUGGUAAUUUGCACAAUACGAGUUUAACGUAAUCGUCCAAUAAUAUACUGUACGCUACCGUAUCUAAUCCACUUAACUUAGACUAGUCCCUCUACAUGUAUAAUUAUAUAGUCCUACAGGCCUACUGCGGAAGUUGAGUUACAUCGAAAUGAGUUAAUAAAACUAAAUUGUUCCUCCGUGUUUGUAUGACAUUAACAAGUCCCUCAAAAUGUAAAACCUGUACGAUGACAUGGUAUUAUUUCUUUCCUGCCAUAUAACAGCAUAUAGACCACUUUCAUACAGACUGGUUUAAACAUUCUUUUAUAUUAUACAUCUUAAUAUAAAAUUCCAUUCAAUCCAGUCACAGAAACAGAGAAGGCUUAUUAAGAUGCACAUGAAAGGAAUGUUUAAACCCGUCUGCAUUAUAAUUAAGUAUUCACUGGCCAUGCAUAUAGGGACAAUGCUACGCUUCUUUAGCAUGCAUUUAAAAUCUGAAUUAGUAAUUGGUAACUUUCAUAACCAUCCGGCCAUCCCUGCUUCUGAAUUAGUAUUCAUAACUUUCAUAAACAUCCCCUAACAUGCCUUUGUGACCAAAAUACCGCGUCGUGAUUUGUUUGUAGCCUUAUUAAUUAUUCAUGCAUGUAUUUACAAAAUGUAGUUGCUGCAAAAUUUCUACAGUGUAAUUAAUAAAGCUUACUUUAUAUUGAUGAUUAUGAUUUAUGUUUUAAUUAUGCGUCGGUUUUCAACCACGCUUGUUUCGAUCUCUAAUAUGUAUAAUUAUAUGAAAUUAUAUUUGAAUUUUCGUAGAAACUAUAACUGGUUCUGAGACAACGCAAAGUUUGAUGUGGAUGUGGAUGGUACCAGCUUUAUCCUCCAUAUUUCGCGCAUUUUGGGUGAUCCCGCUAUUCUGGCUCACCAAACCUCUUAAUAGUCUCUGGUAUCAGGUGAGUACUCGCAGUUAAAGUAAUUACUGCAUGUAUAGUAUAUAUCGUGUAUAGAUUUCGAGAUAAUUCGCUCAAUUUUAACUUUUAACGUCCUUCGGUUUACAUUUUUUUAAAACUCAGCUAGCCAGGGCUCCAAAUUGUUCAUGAAUUAUCAGCUUUUGAUUAUCCCUUCAGACAACAGACCCGUUUUUAGAUGGUAUCUAACGGUUUAGAUGGUAAUUCUUUCAAAUAUGAAAAAAAUUUCUCGUCAUAUCACCUUUAAAUUUCCCGUAUUUCCUUCCAACUCUCACACUGCAUUCUUAGAUGCAAAUUUCGGUGAAAUCUAUUAACUUGUAUGUUGACCACGUCCAGACUCCAGACAGUUAUAUUUUCAUUUGAAAAAAUUUAGGAAAUAGCCGACUUGGCAUAUCGUAGAAGAAGCGGCAAACCUACUGUUCUUUUGUCAUCUAGCGGCAGGUAAAGUACGUUGAGUGAAAACAUUAAAAUUUCUUUAUCAAUUGACAUUAAUUUUCCAAACGAAGCCAGUGGAUCGCGUGGUCUUUAUAACGAGUGCAUUUCGGGUUGUCCUUUAAUUCAUAAAGGGGUGCCUGGAAAUCCUUUAAUUCUUCUUAGUUUUUUAUUUUCUGAAGUUGUUUAAUAGGCCGUUUGCUGCGUCCCGAUAUCGUUCACUUUCAUGCAUUUCCCAUGUUUUUCAAUGAUUCGAGCAAAACGGUCUUUUUCUUAAAAGGAAGACUGGUAAAUAGAAAUUGGUUCUUUUGAGUGACAUAAUCGUUUGUUGUCACUUGUCAUCGAUCCGUGUCGUUGAACAAUGAAAAAAUUUGUCGUGAAAUUAGUGAAGAUAAAAUAGCAGUUUGGUGAGAAAACUGCGGGUCUGCGGAGCGGGAACUUUUCGGAUUUGAACUCAGCGUACUUGAAAGUGUUAGUUCCAAUAGAAAUAUUUCAGUUCCAAGACAAGGGAAAUGAAAAUCGUUUUCUAGGCUCUUUUCGAGGUCACAGCGAACGGCCUAUAACAUUGAACCGAGCCGCCAAUGAAGCCCGCAACCAUUGAAAAUUUUUAUGUAGUUUUUAAGUUUUUAAUUGAACUUAAGUUAACAUAAAACUACAGAUUUUUAAAUUACUAAGGGAUGGACCAUUUGAUUUUUUUUGGGGGGGGAGGGGGGUUGGGCAAUUUUUCGUGCAUGAUAUUUUUCGUCGGGCAAAGAUGUGCAGGAAUUUUUUUCGCCAUGAUUCGCUUGGAGGAUAUUUUUUCUUCGAAUAUAUGACAUAGUAUCAUUAAUUUUAUAGUUUUUCUAGGUUGAUCUUGUAUGCAGGGACGUAGCGAAGCAUCUGAAUUUGGGGGGGGGGGGGUGUCGGACAAUCUGAUUUUACAUGAAAUUUGAACUUCAAUGUUAAAAAUUUACCUGAAAUGUAAUAAUUAUAAUAAAGCUUUUUGUGAUUGAUUUGCACUGUCAUACUAAGUUUCUGAAAAAAGGGGAUUUUUAAAGCUCUAGGACUGCAUUUCUGGCAUUUUCUAAAGCAAAUUCGCAAACGAAUUGGAUGUAAAUUGACUGUAUUUUACAAAAAUUAUUACUUUAUUAUGCAAAUUUUACCUGAAAAUGUCAAAAUUUUAACUUGAAUUUUACCUGAUUUUUGCCUGAAUUUCACAGUUGGGGUGGUUUUACACCUCCCCCACACCUUCCCGGUCGCGACGUCCCUGCUUCUAUGUUACAAGGUGCUCACGAAAUCAAUGCCUAAUACCAAUCUUAAUAACCACAAUCCUAUAUAUUCGUGGGCAUAACAUGAGUGGUUUAAAUAACCUUUCCUAGCUUUGCUUUUCGCCGGUGUAUAAAAUAACCGUGCUGGAUUAGUACCCUCGCCUUAAGCUUAUGAUCUGGUUCUGUUUUAUAAUUCUGUUUUUAAAGAGCAGAUGUGCUUUGUGUUGAUUAAAAGGGUAUUGUUAUAAAAUGGUUGCUGUUUUAAUAAAUAAUUUCACUUCUUGUCCAAGAAAGUAUAAAAUAAAGUAGCAACAAAUUGUUGCAAACAAUAUUCACUAUAAUCUGUAUAACAUGAAGUAUGUAAAUGUGUGAUAUGAUUUGUUUUCGUGCCUUUGAUUUUAAAAUUUAUACAGGUAUCCCUAUUUUAUAUGAAGCCUUGUUUCAUUUCAGAUUUGAUAUAAAAUCCUACAAACUAUAAAGCUAUAAAACACCACGUAUAGCCUAUUAGUAAAAACCAUGGCGCUUUUGCACGAUUUUUUCCCUGUAGUUUUCUUGUGCAAGAUUAUACAAUUACUUUAUGAUUUCCGUGUUUGGAUGGCCUGAUCCAAACACGCGGGAAUGUUGCGAGACUUAAGAAAAGCGCGCAAAACACGAGCCGAAGGCGAGUGAUUUUGCGCGCUUUUCCUAACUCGAGCAACAUUCCCAAGUGUUUGGAUCAGGCCAUCCAAACACGGAAACCAUAAAGUAAUUGUUUUAUAAAAUAACAACUUUCCGUGUUAAAAUUUCACUUUAAAAAACUUUCACUUUAAAUUUCCGUGUUUGGAUGGCCUGAUCCAAACACAGAUUUCGACCAAUCAGAGCACGCGUUAUAUACAUGUUAUUUUAUAAAUAAUUUUCCUUGGUUAAAGUUCUGCUCGAAUUUUUUUUGUAUUUGCCCCCCCCCCCCCUUUUCAAAAAUCUAAUGGUCCAUCCUUAAAAGGGUGGUAUUUCAAUAGCAAUUUUGUCAAAUGCUAACUGGAAUGCUCGCCCAAGUCCAAAAUAUGAGUAUUAUUAAAUAAUAUCACUGUUAACUAAAAGCAUAUAUCUUCAAUAAAAAGGUGAUCGGACUUCUCUCACUGUUUUCAAGGCUUUGCUUACUUACUACUUUACUUCGUUACUCAUUACUCAGAAUAAAAACACCCUACUUUUCUGCGUAUUUUAUUGUUGUAGCAUUAUUAAAGGAAUACCGAAUGGUUUUCCGUGCAGGAUUGUGUGAUCCAUGCACGAGGGAUGUCGCGAGACUUUCGGAAAGCGUAAAAAUACUCGAGCCGCAGGCGAGUGUAUUUUUACGCUUUCCGAAAGUUGAGCAACAUCCCAAGUGCAUGGAUCACGCUAUCCUGCUUGGAAAACCAUUUGGUAAUUGUUUUAUAAAAUAACUACAGUGAAACAAUGACAUUUUGAGAAUCCCGCGAAAAUCCCGCGAAGACCUUUUAAUUCCUCGUGCAGGAUAGCCUGAUCCUGCACGGCUAUUGACCAAUCAAAUUGCGUGUUUCACUGUAGUUAUAUAAUAAUAUUUCUUCACUUACACUUUGCAGUUUCGCUCAAAAUGUGAGUUUAACCAUUGCUGACAUAUUCUUUAGUCUGUUAAUCCAAGGCUUUUUCUUGCUGCAGGUAAGUUUUUCAAUAUUUAUAAAUGAAUUAUCAACCACAUCACGUCCUAACACUAACACUGAUUAGAAAAAUUAUGAGGUCUGCUGGAUUCUCGUCGUGAAAAUCUUGAAGUUUAAUCCGAAUUGAAAUAAUAGUUCCUGCAUGCAUGAUAUAUAUGGGGACGAACUCCCCACCAAUUCAAAGAAUAAAAUAAUAACAUCAAAGGAAAGUUGUAGUGUAAUUGUAAUUAAUCACAUAAUUAUGUGAAUUAUUAUGUAAUUAAUCACAUAAUUAUGUAUAGUGGUUUUGUGCAGCCGGAACUUGGCCGUUGCGUUGACAAAAUGAGUACCUAUAUAUCUAUUUUCUAUAACCUUGGAAUCCACCAAUGUGGAAUUAGUUGAAUAAAAAUGUAUAUUAGGGUCUUCUUAAUCGUAUAUUAUGUCCCAAAAAAUACAAUUAGGAAAUCAGAUAAUUUUUUUUCCAUUUCUGUAGGCGACUUUAGUUAGUAUAGUUCCAAUUGUGGGUCCGAUACUCAGUCUUUUACAUAUGACUCUGCUACAUUCACUAUACUGCUUUGAAUAUACCUGGGUAAAUAAAGGUAACUCAGAUAACAGACAGUUUUCACAGUUAUUUUUCUGUACUCUAAAAAUUGAUAGUUUUUUUAUUUGAUAAUUAGUAGUAUUUUGAUUUGGCUAUAUUCUUAUCCUAUAGGUUGGAGAGUUGACAAACGCUUAGCUUUUAUAGAGACUAACUGGCCUUACUUUGUUGGCUUUGGUCUACCAUUGGCGUUGUUAACGAAUGGUUCUAACUCACUUGUUGUAAGGUAAUCAGAAUAGGAUUCAUGGCAUUUAGGACUUUAAUGUGUGUAUUAUUGAUAUCUGAAAUGUACGUGUACAUGUACGUACAUUUCCAUCAGUCUACACUUUAUGAAAUUGCACGUAAUUUUUAUUUUAGUGGUUGCAUUUUUGCCAUUUUAUUUCCGUUGUUUAUCGUCAGUGCAAAUGAGGCUCAGCCAAUCGAAACACAGUAAGUACUAAAUUAGUGCCGUGUCACAAUAGAAGGCUAGGUCUGGUCUUGGUCAGAUUUUUCUUUACUGAUUGAUUGUGUUAAUCAGCUUACCAAUUGACCAACUUUCGUAAUAUUAUCGCAAUUUAAAAAAAACACAUUGUUUUGGGGGCGGAGGGGGAAAGACGAGCAAAUUAUUGAAGUCGGAUCCUAUAGCUAGUAAAAAUAGGUCACAAGAGGAAUGUUUUAAUAACGUGACACUGAUGGUUUUCACCAAUGCCAGGGCGGGAGCAGGGCUCGAAAUAGCGGGCUGCCAUUGGCCAAAAGCAGGCCAUAUUUUAGAAAUGACAUGCAAAAACAAAAAAAAGUCAAAAAAAUGGCAGGUGAAAUUCUAUAGAUACAUUUCAUUUCAUUUGCUUACCCAAGUCAUAUAUACUAGAUCAUUUAGUUGACUAAAUACGUUUAUAUUUGAAAUGUAUAUCACGAAAACAAUGAUUUUACAAUAUGACUCAUAUAUGAGACAUCGCCAUUUUGGCAUUUCAAUGAAUAAAAAUGGCAGGCUAAAAUUUGUUUCACCUGCCAAAAAAUGUUAGACUGCAUGGCAGGCCAUAUUUUUUCUCUACAACGAGCCCUGGUGGGAGGCAAGAUCGACCUGGAGACGUUCCUGCUGAAUAUAAACUUAAUGUAACAAAUUAUACCAUUGAUCCCUUCUGUUAUAGAAGCGUUCCAGUUCGUAUAUUUUCCGUAUCUGUUUGGUUAACUAACAAGGUAUUACGAAGAUCGUGGACAAGAACGAACCUUCAGUCGAAAAAUAAAUAAUCCAUACAGUGCUAAAUUUUUAUCAAGACCGAACUCUAAAUGAUUGUAUAGAGACUCGAAUAGGUUGGUCAAAUAUGUCGAACACGCAUUAGUCAUCAAUACUUUAUAAGAAUUCGAUUUACUGUCUCACAUCGACAAAAGAAAAAUGUCCAUACAGUAAACUAGAUCAACUGCUCGUAUAUUAUCUUUAACAAACGAGCACUGAUAAAAGUGAUAAUCUCACAUGUGAGAUUAUUCAUGAUAAUCUCACAUGUGAAAAUUAUCGCUUUUCAAUUAUCGCUUUUCUGUAAAAAUCAUCGCUUUUCAAAGACUGUUCUUUAUAUAAUAAACAGAAAAAUACAUGGGUGCUUGGAAAUACAAGAUUUAUUUCUCGUGUUGAGCAUGAUAUCUCACUCGUUCGCUGCGCUCACUCGUGAGAUAUCAUGUUCAACACUCGAAAUAAAUCUGGUAUUUCCUCGCACCCCUGUAUUAUUCUCUAUAUAUUAGGCUACCAGCCGUCUUGAAAUUAACAUUGUUCAUACAAUUAUAAGGUGGUUUUAGAUGGUAAUCUAAUGGUGUUUCACCCGCAAAUGUAAAUUGGGUAGCAACGUUAAUUCAUAGAUUGAUAUUUUAGCAUUUAUAUGAAAAAGAUUUAGUAAGAGCAUUUAUUAUAUGGCAAAGCAGUCCAUGCACCGCUAAGAUAGAGAACAACUUAUAAGUCUUAAUUAAAUACCUCUUUUCCCAGUAAAAAAGACUAUAAAUUAAUAUGUGAAUGCAUUAUUAUGUGAAUUCAUAACUUUUGAUGUGGUAAGUUUUAACUUACUAUUCUACUCUAGACUAGUUUGUCAAAAACUGUUUACAGAAAUUUAAAAUCCUAGUGUUGUAAAUGUUCAAAUAGUUUUGUAAACAACUAAAUUAACCAUUGUUUUUCAAAGGAUGCUCUUGUUUGUAGCCCUAUAAUGAAUAACUUAUUGAAUGAGCUUGUCGGUCCGGACAACAGGGCAGGAUAUUAGUCCCGUUCUUUUUUCGUUUGUAUAUAUAGGACCUUGCAUGAAAAAAGAACCCGUCGACCAAUGUACCCUACACUACAGUCUGGACCUUCCGCUCAGUCAAUAACAUAUAUGUAUUUCGCCUGGAGCGUACAUAUCAAAUAAGUUUAUUUUUAUACAAGCAAAAUAAUAAAAUGUAAAUUUAGAUUAUAUAGAGUAGAAUAUAUGUAAAACAAAUGUAAAUGGUACGUGUCAGAGGGUACGUGUAUAGAAAUUUCUGAAUUUAGUUUGAAAAUUGGUUACUCGUGAAGUUUCAGUGAACCAUUUUUGUUGCAGUUGGCAAGUAACCAUGUUUGGCAUCGCACAUUUUAUGAACUGUUUUGCCCGAAUUCUAACA